GCUCCUACAGUAAAUAUUUGUGUUUGGGCAGCCGGCUGUAAUGGUGGACGACUGAAGGGGAGGAAGACGGAAUACAACUCGAGUGAAGAAAAGAGGAAAUCGGUCGAAAGUCUGCUUUUGACUUAGGACACGGGUUUCGUCGAAAAUGGAUGAACUUAAACAUCAAGUCAUGAUUAACCAGUUCGUCCUGACGGCGGGUUGUGCAGCAGACCAAGCGAAGCAGCUACUGCAGGCGGCACAUUGGCAGUUUGAGACUGCCCUCAGUGCCUUUUUUCAAGAAACAAAUAUCCCAUAUGGCCAUCAUCAUCAAAUGAUGUGCACGCCAGCCAACACACCAGCGACACCCCCCAACUUCCCGGAUGCCCUGACCAUGUUCUCCCGGCUCAAGGCGUCCGAGAGCUUCAACAGCGGCAGCCCUAUGUCGGCGUCGGCCGCCACUUCGCCCCCGCCGCCGCAAGUCGGCGGCUGGGGGGUGUCACCCAACGUGCCCAGCGUGCCGCCACCCCCGCAGGGACUCUGGACUCAGGGGCAGCCCCCCACACAGCCCUGCCCCGCCUGGCCCACGGGCGUCAACCCCCACGCGGGCGCCGAGCAAAAGGCAAGCGUAGCGAUGGAAGCGGAGAGAUGAAUUGCCACGCCCCCACCAACCCCCGCCCAACCCCGGAGAGGCGGGCGAUUUGUCUUUCCCCCCCAAAAAAAAAACAAAAAAAAAUGGAUGUGGCAAGAAUGGACGGACAGAUAUGGAAAGACGCAAACCAAGAAAAACUUUGGGUGAACAAUUUCAAGAGGAGAAAACCAAUGCAAAUAUGAAAAGUAAAAAAAAAAAUAGAAGAUACGCACACACAUAGUAAUAAGAGAGUAUGUGAAAUCUUAGUUUUUUCUUACAUAAAUGACAAGAGAAAUAUUUGAAUUUGGAAAAAAAAUAGUCGUGCCCAAGGAUUCUAUGUUCAAGGACGUUCAAGGCAGCAAAUUUUGUAGUUUUUGUUCAGCCCCUCUCCCCAACCUUUUUUUUUUUUCCCCCCCAAUUAAUGACCCCCCUAACCCCCCCACUGGUCUUGUUGUGUUUCCACAACUGUCUGUGCUGCAUGACGACAGAGGAAUUUGCAAUGCAGUGUUUUAAAGUGACUGAAGCAUCUUGCAGCAGUGUGCACGUGUGCGUUUUCGCUCCAGAGAGCGUCUCUGGUAGGAACCCGUACGUGGAAAAUCUAUAUAAAUGUCUAUGUAAACACAAAUACACACGCGUUUAAGGAAACGCCUCCAUAUUCUCAUCCCCAUCGUCAAGGCGGGGCUUCUUCUUACCUCACCUGGUGGUCACCUGACUUCUUUUAGCCAAUCAGGGAUUCUUCUUAAACCAACCGUUGGCGCUGAUGACACAGGACAUGUUCUUAACAAUUUUGGGGCAUUUUUUUUUUCCCCCCCCAAUCUUAAAUGCAGAUGCCUCUUUUGGUUCAUGCUAGCUUAUCCGCAAAUACAACGGCUUAUUUUUCAACCGAUGUCUACAGCUGUAUACUUUUGAGAUGAUGGGUUGUACAAGGAGAAAAACAAACAUCACUAGUGGUUUAAUAUAACAUUGUUUGUAACGAUGAUAGUUUUAUUAUCUGGGAGCCGAGGCGGUUCUGCGAAAGCAGCUAGACUGGCUCUAGGUGGGGGGAGGGGGAGACGUGACUACUCCAUUUUUUGACUCUUUGUAAACAUUUUGCAUGACUUGUCAAUAAUAUCUUUUAUAGCAAAAUUACACAUGCUUUCCAAAGCUAAUAAUGACAGCUAAUUUCAGUUGGAUCAUCUCAAGAUAAAAGAGAAAUACCCCUGACAGGUUGCUUGAGAUGAAGACAUAUUAGGGCCACACAAAAAAAAAGAAAAAAUGAUUCUAGAGAAAAGUUGUAGGAUUGCAAAAAACUACUUUUGGGUGAUAGAAAAGGCUACAAAGCAUAGUUAAGAAAAGGGAAGUUGUAAUAUUUAAAGAAAACAAUGGUUUAUUGAGACAAUUGAAGGAUUUCAAGUACGAUACCAAAAAAGUAAGUAUUGUAAGAUUUUAUUUGCUUAUUUUUGCUAUAGUGGGUCUUUUUUUUUUUUUUUUUUUAAGAUUUUUUCUCCUACAAUAUGAAUGUUUCUCACAAAAAUGUGGCUAUUUGUUUUUCGGAACAAAAACUAUUUCUGUUCAAACCUUUCUCAAAAUACAAUUUUAAUUUUGUAUAAUAGCAAUGUCCUUUUCUUCACUUUAUGACUAUUUUUCUCAAAAUGAUUUUUUUGUAUAAUUUUACAAUAUGCAUUAUUUUUGUGUGGCCCUAAUUUGUAAUUCGAACUUUAAAAAAGACAAGAUGCUUGUGCACAUGUGGAAUCAGUUGCCGGUCCUCCGAUUUGUUAAGGAGGGCAAAGGGCAACUCAGUGGGGCUGACCCUGAUUUAUGGCAAUAUAUUACAUGCAGGGUCCACCCCUGGUUUUGUGUUAUUUUCAUUGUUUUAUUUUUGGAGAUAAAUAAUAUUUUAUCUUGCUGGUGGAUGUUUUUUUUUUAAGUCAAACAAUUAGGGCAAUUUUGAAUCUAAUGGAAAAAAAAAAUGUUCCUUGGUUUUAUUUUGAUCAAACUUGUUUAUCAAUUCGUCUUUCCCUUGCUUCCUACUUUAUUUGGUUAAAUCUGAGUGUUUUUCUGGGUUGGCCUGUUCAUAAAUGGUUUCUCAUGUACGUCCACUUCCCCCACUUUGUAUGACUGUAUGAGACCAUUCCCACAAUAUUUGUGGACUACCUGAUAAUUAACUUAUCAUUUUUGUGAACCUAAAUAAAUAUUGUUUGUCAACC
Messenger RNA from Syngnathus acus (greater pipefish), 2793 nucleotides. RefSeq names its product UBA-like domain containing 1a (gene ubald1a). NCBI's taxonomy places the organism in Eukaryota, Metazoa, Chordata, Actinopteri, Syngnathiformes, Syngnathidae. Gene Ontology annotation, molecular function: protein binding. The transcript has 3 exons. Bases 146 to 628 code for a protein of 160 amino acids. The record is from RefSeq and is a predicted model, not a curated record.